Molecule: messenger RNA, 2686 nt
Organism: Seriola aureovittata
Lineage: Eukaryota; Metazoa; Chordata; Actinopteri; Carangiformes; Carangidae
Product: early growth response protein 4-like
Exons: 2
Coding region: 382-1716 (444 amino acids)
Biological process (GO): regulation of transcription by RNA polymerase II
Molecular function (GO): DNA-binding transcription factor activity, RNA polymerase II-specific; RNA polymerase II cis-regulatory region sequence-specific DNA binding
Source: RefSeq, a predicted model, not a curated record
CCCCUCUCUCCUCUACGUUGUUUUCCCGCCUGUCCUUUUAUGGUAUGGGGAUACCCGCCGUCACAACCGGAAGCAGUCCAUGUUUGGGCAGCUGCGAAGCGGCGCGGCGGGGGGAAUCCCUCGCGCCGGCUCCGACCAAUCAGGCCUUGCCGGGAGUUACCUAGGAGACGGAGAGUAUAAAACGGGCGGCGGGUACAAGGAGCUCAGCAUCUUCAGCUUCACCGACUAACGGAACAUCACCGGCGGCUCCGCUAACGGAUUAACACCGGCCACAGGGAAUCCCCGAUACCGCCACUUUAUCCAGCCUGACUCUGUAAUCAGUCAGGCUCUUUUCGCGCCACUCUUUCACACGCAAUAAACCUGCAGACACUUUUUCACGCAAUGCUUCUGGAGCGCGAGGACAGCUUCAUGUCGGAGUUUGAGGACGCGUGCAGCGCGUGGGUGGACAGUGUGGGCUCGAGCCCCAGCGACGGGACCGACUCUGACGUGGGGUCACCUUUUUGCCAAGUUUUCUCUCCGGGAACUGACGCCUCUGACUCAGACUUCUUCUCUGACUUCAGCGACUGCUCCUCGGACACGCUCUCGCCCUCCCUCGGCUACAGCGGCAGCUUCUUCCCGGAGCCGGAGCCGUCACUUGCGGCAGCGGGGCUGAGCAGCACCGCGGACGCGAUCCUCAACAUGAUCACCGAGAUCGUCGGGAUCUGCACCGACAUGGAGCAGCAGGGCGACGCCGGCUCUCUCCGCGAGUCCAGCCCAUCCUCUGCGGCGCCCUCCGCGGCCACUGCCUCUCCUUCGCCGCAGCUCUUCGCUCCAGCUCCCGGCCCUGACAUGAGCGUCCCUCCCCUGGCCGCAGCCCAGCAGCUGCCUCCCGCCUCCAUCUCACAACCGGUGGUGGUGAAGAGCGAGUUCGUGACUUCCAGCUGCAGCAGCGGCUGCGGACAGUCUUCCAUGAGCGGGAACGAUGCUCUGUUCCCGGCCAGCGCCGACUCUCUCCUCCCGCUGUCGGCUCUGGAGCAACAGGUGGAUGUGGCUGAUUUCAUCGAGUCUCUGCUGAGCUCCGAGGCCGGCCAGGGCGAGCUGAAGCCCGGCUGUGAGGUGAAGCAGGAGCCGCUGGGGCUGGAGGAGUGGCUGAAGAGCUUACCGGCUGCCCAGGUUACCGGGGGAGAUUCUAGCAGCUACGUCAUCAGCAGACCGGUAGUCAAGACGGAGCUCGUGCAGAGCGGGAGCGACCUCCACUUUUCCCCCGCCCCCCUCCCCUCCACCCUGGAUGCCCAUCUCCUCUCCUCCCUCCUGCAGGGCGCGUUCCCGAUAGUCAACAUCAGUAACGGGCACGCGGCCGGAGCCCCCAAACUGUCCCGCGGGGGCAGGAGAGCUCCCGCCAAGAACGGCCUGAAGGUGAAGCCGUUCCCGUGCUCCGUGCAGGGCUGCGAGCGCCGCUUCUCGCGCUCGGAUGAGCUGAACAGGCACGUGCGCAUCCACACGGGCCAGAAGCCCUUCCAGUGCACCAUCUGCGCACGCAGCUUCAGCCGCAGCGACCACCUGACCACGCACACGCGCACGCACACCGGAGAGAAGCCCUUCUCGUGCGACGUGUGCGGCAAGCGGUUCGCGCGCAGCGACGAAAGGAAGAGGCACGGGCGCGUGCACGUCAAGCAGCAGCUGCGAGCGCAGAUGAUGGCCGCCUACUCCCUGGCCCUGAACGCGCCCGGCGUCUAAAACAGCAGCGCGAGCUCCAGUUCCUUUUGGCCGGCGAGGCUGCUGCGGAGGAUUUGAACCGUCAACCGGAAAGCGUCAGAGUGACGUUUCCAUGUGACGUCUCACUGACGGCGAUUUUAGCUGAAGCCCCGAAGAAGAAGGAGUGGCAGGUGUUUCCAGGUGUUCAGAGGACUUUAGUCCAGGUCUGAAGGUGCACGUGGACAUCAGGGUCCACUGCAGGACUGUGGAGGAGGAGGGUGUGGGGGGGUGGAUGAAAGACUUCCUGCCCGGGUUCAGGUCUGAUCCUGGACCAGCCGGUGGUUUACCUCCUGAUCAUCACGGUGCUCUGAACUCUUACAGGCUGUUUAUUACAAAGCUUCUCUGUCGUGACUCUGAAUGUUCCUGUCUCCACUGAGGUGGGCAGGUGGGCAGGUGGACAGGUGGACAGGUGGGCAGGUGGACAGGUGGACUUUAAAGGAGCGGUCCGUCUGAAGGAAAGUUCUGCUGUAACAUACGACUUUAGUUCUUGUGCAUGAGGAUGUGAACAGUGAAGAAACUCUGUGAAUGUGACGUCAGAAUGUCGUGUUUCGUUGAACUCAGAUAUUUUUAUGUCAAACCUUUAUAUUUGACAAAUGGAGGAGUUCUAUGUUUGUGAUAUAAAUCUAUUUUUCUAGACGGUUGUCUACCUCUUCCUGUGCCGCUGUUUUACAACCAGAGUGUAUAUUUGUAGAGGAGGAGUCAGGUUCCUCCUGUGAUGUCACUUUUCUAUGACAUGAUUGUAAAUCCUCGUCAUGGACGCUGAAUGAACUUUGUUCUAGAAUUUUCAUUCUGUCGAGUCGGGGCGGGUGGGGCUCGGUGUCCAGGUGUGAAGAUCAAACGCACCUGCUCAGUGUGAGCUGAGCUCUCAGUAGCACACAUGGCUGUGCAGGUUUAUUGUUCCCUCGUUCUGCAUGGAGGCUGCUGCUGUCAAUAAACAAACAAACAAACUGUA